GGUGACCCCUGUAAUUUUAAAUGUAUCAGGUAAAAGAGCGAGAACGGGCGGAUGCCGAAGAAGAAGCUCGCCAUAUGGAGCAGCUAGAGGAGGUUAAACGGCGGAGUGAGGCGGAAGCGAAAGAAGCUGAGGAAGCAAGGCGGGUUGUGGAGCAGGCGGCUGCUCAGGAGGUUCUACCUGAUGAACCAGCAGAGGAUAAUCCUAAUCCACAAGCAAAUAUCAGAUUCCGGACUCCAACAGAAACGUUGAACCGACGAUUCUUGGCAAACCAAACUUUGAACACUCUUCUUCUAUACUUGGCCAGUAAAGGAUACAGACCUGCUGAUUACAAGAUUUUAUCCUCUUGGCCUCGUCGAGAUAUCAGUGUAUUGAGUUCGGAAUCUAGUCUCCAGGAGUUAAAACUUUGUCCCCAGGAAACCCUGACUUUGGAGGCCCGACAUGCACAAGAUUCAGACUCAGAUUAAUUAAUUAAUGAUUUAAUUAUUUUAAUUAAUUAUUGUUUAUUAUUGUACCAACACAUCCAUAAUCAAUAAACGAAUUGAAACCAA
This is a messenger RNA of Eurytemora carolleeae, 548 nucleotides long. RefSeq names its product FAS-associated factor 1. Gene Ontology annotation, cellular component: endoplasmic reticulum; nucleus. Lineage: Eukaryota; Metazoa; Arthropoda; Copepoda; Calanoida; Temoridae. The transcript is spliced from 4 exons. Gene Ontology annotation, molecular function: ubiquitin binding. Bases 21 to 464 code for a protein of 147 amino acids. The record is from RefSeq and is a predicted model, not a curated record.